AUGGGGUUUACAGAAGCACCUAGACGGCAAGCACGUCGCUACAAGACAGUGCGAAAGGUAAAGCUGACAGGCGGAAAUCUCGUUCUUGAGAAUCCUGUGCCUACACGCUACCUGAACAAUUUACCCCGGAAGGAUAACAAGGAGUUUACUCACAUGCGAUACACCGCUGCUACCUGCGAUCCUUCUGAUUUUGCAAGUGAGAACUAUCGAUUGAGACAAAAUCUGAUGAACCGACAGACAGAGCUCUUUAUUGUCCUGACGAUGUACAAUGAAGACGAAAUAUUGUUUUGCAGAACAAUGCAUGGCGUGAUGAAAAACAUUGCCAAUUUGUGUUCUCGAAAACGAUCUAAAAAAUGGAACGAAAAUGGCUGGGAGAAGAUUGUGGUGUGUAUCGUUUCGGACGGACGAGCCAAGAUUCAUCCGCGUACGUUAUCUGUAUUGGCUGCAAUGGGUGUAUAUCAAGAUGGUAUGGCCAAGAACGUGGUCGAAGGAAAGCCAGUAACAGCACAUAUUUAUGAGCAUACUACACAACUCUCGGUAGAUUCCGAUAUGAAUUUCAGAGGCUCUGAGAAAGGAAUCGUACCAUGUCAGAUUCUGUUUUGUUUGAAGGAAAAGAAUCAAAAGAAAAUCAACUCUCAUCGUUGGUUCUUUCAAGCCUUUGGCUCUCUUUUGAAACCAAACGUUUGCGUACUUUUGGAUGUCGGAACUAAGCCAGGAGGGAACUCUAUCUACAACCUUUGGCGAGCAUUUGAUAUCAACAAAAAUGUGGCUGGUGCAUGUGGUGAGAUCAAGGCCAUGUUGGGUCGUGGCGGAAGUGCGCUCUUAAACCCUCUCGUUGCUUCCCAGAACUUUGAAUACAAGAUGUCCAAUAUUCUCGACAAACCACUUGAAUCCGUAUUUGGACAUAUUUCUGUACUUCCUGGUGCGUUUUCAGCGUAUCGGUAUGAAGCGCUUCAAAAUGACUCUAAAGGACAUGGUCCGCUCGAAAAGUAUUUCUUGGGUGAGAAGAUGCAUGGUAGUGAUGCCGAUAUCUUUACAGCCAACAUGUAUCUUGCCGAGGAUCGUAUUCUGUGUUAUGAGCUCGUGGCUAAACGAAAGGCUGCUUGGGUACUCCACUAUGUGUCAAGUGCUUAUGGCGAGACCGAUGUCCCUGAUUCUGUAGCAGAGUUUAUCUCUCAACGCCGAAGAUGGCUCAAUGGCUCAUUCUUUGCUGGAAUUUACUCAAUGGUACACUGGCGCAAGGUUUGGAGCUCGGACCAUAAUAUAAUCCGAAAGUUCUUUUUCAUGAUCGAGGAUCUUUACCAGCUUUUCAAUCUCUUCUUCUCGUGGUUUGCCCUCGGAAACUUUUACUUGAUCUUUUAUAUCAUGACCACUUCAAUGUAUUCCGAUAGUCUGGAUCCCAAACCAUUCUCUCCUUACGUUGCUAGUAUUCUCCAUAUAGUUCUUAAUUAUGUUUAUGUUCUCCUUCUUGUUGUACAAUUUAUCAUUGCGAUGGGUAACCGUCCUCAGGGUUUUCGAUGGGCAUAUACUCUUAUCAUGGUUUUCUUUGCACUUUUGAUGGGCUAUAUUCUGUUCUGUACUGUAUGGAUUACAUUCGUUGGAGUCCGGACAGCAGUUGACGCCGCCAAAGGAGCCGACAACAUCAUUCUAGCCCUACUAAACGAGGGAUCAUUCAAACAGGUCGUUAUCUCUCUCUGCUCAACAUACGUUAUGUAUUUUGUCGCCAGUGUUCUUUUCUUUGAUCCUUGGCACAUGUUUACCAGCUUUUUGCAAUAUAUCUUUAUGUCGCCGAGCUACACAAACGUAUUGAACAUCUAUGCUUUCUGCAACACUCACGAUGUUUCUUGGGGUACAAAGGGCGACAAUGCUGUAUCCACCGAUCUGGGUGUGGUCAAGGCCAAGCUGGACAAGGAUGGCAAUAACACUGUGGAAGUCGAAUUGCCAACCGAGCAAAAGGAUCUUAAUGAACAAUACGAAGAAGCUUGCUUAGACCUCAAGAAGAUUGUUGUGGUAGCCAAGGAGCACCGUGAUGCAAAGACAAAACAGGAAGAUUACUACAAAUCUUUCCGUACCCGCCUUGUGGUCACCUGGAUUAUUACCAAUAUGGCCCUGGUGGCUGGUAUUACCAAUAGUGAGAUUCUGCAGUUGCUCGGUACAUAUCAACAGCGCAGUGUUGCCUAUCUCGGCUUCAUCCUCUGGUCUGUUGCUGGAUUGUCAGCUUUUAGAUUUAUAGGCGCCAUAUUGUACUUGUUCAUGAAAAUCUUUACCGGAUAA
This is a messenger RNA of Phycomyces blakesleeanus NRRL 1555(-), 2274 nucleotides long. RefSeq names its product glycosyltransferase family 2 protein. Bases 1 to 2274 code for a protein of 757 amino acids. The record is from RefSeq and is a predicted model, not a curated record. Gene Ontology annotation, cellular component: cell periphery; cell septum. Gene Ontology annotation, molecular function: chitin synthase activity. NCBI's taxonomy places the organism in Eukaryota, Fungi, Mucoromycota, Mucoromycetes, Mucorales, Phycomycetaceae. The transcript is spliced from 6 exons.